Molecule: messenger RNA, 1386 nt
Organism: Neocloeon triangulifer
Lineage: Eukaryota; Metazoa; Arthropoda; Insecta; Ephemeroptera; Baetidae
Exons: 7
Coding region: 257-1249 (330 amino acids)
Biological process (GO): canonical Wnt signaling pathway; non-canonical Wnt signaling pathway
Cellular component (GO): plasma membrane
Molecular function (GO): Wnt receptor activity; Wnt-protein binding
Source: RefSeq, a predicted model, not a curated record
ACGUCCGCCAGUUGUGUUUUCGAUUUGCUCGGAAGUGGAUCGCAAUUACCCUCCGCUCAUAGGAUUACCACCUGCGCGCUUGCUUUUCCCGGCUCGGCAGCUGAUAACAUUAUUUCAAAGACCAAUCAAUCUUUCCUUGGCCACCGGGAGCUACUUGCUAGUCAGUACAUCCAAGAAGUAUUGUUGAGCAAGAGCAGCGCGGAUGACAAAUACAAGAUGAUGGAACGCCGGAAGUGAGACAGCCUCAUUAAAAACAAUGGACAAUUCGUCGAAACGGAAGUUCUCACUGGACUCCAAGAGUUCCUCAUCAGGCCGAUAUGAUCUCCGCUUCACGCGACACAAGCUCAACACCAACUACAAGUGGUGCUGUUGCGGAAUAGCCACCUUCUUGACAUUCCUGCUGCUGGCCUCCCUGGUUUUGUACGUGGCAUAUGAAUCAAUGGAGGAUGAAGAAUCGUCCCUGCUGUACUUUCGAGCAAAUUUUCGGGUGCUUUCCGGCGACCCAUUUGAUUCGUCACUGGUUGACACCAACUCGACCGCCUACCGGAAGAAGACGCGCAGCUACAAAGAGUUAAUAAACCUGCUUGUGCGGGGAUCGGAACAUCGGCAUGGGUUUGUCGGGAGCGAAAUCCUGGCGCUGGAUGGCGUGGACGAGAAGGGCAUGGCCGUUCACUUCCGUCUGCAAUACGACAAAGAGAGGGCCAACGUCACCAGCGAGCAGUUGCGUGUCCUCUUUCACAAACUGGUCAACAGGACGGAACCCGUCCGGUCCGAGCAUUUCAACAGACUUACCAUUGACCCACAAAGCAUCUAUAUAAGCGAGCCUGGGACAACAAUGGAUAGUGAGGAGCCAAUGCUGCAAGUGUCUGACCAAUCCGUGCAACUGGUGGUGACCACCACAACAACUGAAGCACCCCCGAAGUGCGCCAUGUCCUCCCUGGACUACUGCAAUUACAAGAAUUCCACCGUCUAUCCGAACAUUUUUGGCCACCGAAAUAUAGAGCAGGUCAAAGACGAUCUUGUCCGUUUCAGGGAGAUUGUUGACUCGGAGUGUCACCCGUUGGGCGCUUACGAGUUUGUGUGCAAACUUUUGCAACCACCAUGCGAGGACCCUUCGAACGUGACCCUGCCCCUGACCUGCCAAACUGAGUGUGACUCUUUCAUGGUGAACUGUAAGGAACGAUUGAGUGAAGACCUCCUGCAGACGAUCGACUGCAGCCAGGAGGAAAUUUACGACGCAGACUGCUGAAUUUUGUGUUACUUUAGAAUUUAGAGAAAGAAAAAAUAAUUCAUUCUUUUUCAUCUUGUAAUACGAAUUUAAAGAAAUUAUUUAUUACGAUUAAGGUGUUAAUUUAAGAUAAAUAAAAUAAUCAUUGAAAUUGAAAA